CAUUUUAUCUCAUACAAACAGCGUUUAUACGACAUGUCGCUGUAGUCAGAAUACUUUCACAUUUACUAAAAUUUGUGAACAAGAACAGUUUUGUGUUGUUAAUUAAGUAAACGUUUUGGUAUUGACAAAUGACAAUGGAUGAAGAGACAUAUUCCAAGAACGAUGUCGUUAUUAAAGUGAAGAAUUUAAAAGUAUGGACUUCAGAAGAAAAAUCAUGGUGGCGGCGAAAAUCUUCCAAACCAGCUGUGAUUGUUUUGGACAAUGUUUCAGUUUAUAUGAAAACAGGGGAGUUUGUCGCAGUAAUCGGACCGAGUGGUGCAGGCAAAACAACAUUUCUUAUGACAAUGGCUGGAAAAUGUACUCUUCCGUAUAGCGGUACGAUUAAAGUGAAUGGUCAAAAUAUUAAAGAUGUACAGGGUUUGGUGGACAUUGUACCACAAUUCGAUGUUUUCGUGGAGAGUCUUAGUGUUGAGGAGCACUUGGUGUUUAUGACAGAAAUGAAAUUAGGCAGUGUUAGUAAAUCAUCUAACAAAGAAAUGCUAAAAUCACUCCUUCGCGAAUUCAAGUUGGAGACGCUGAAACAUUCGCCAAUAAGUUCGCUAUCAGGUGGGGAACGAAGGCUGCUCUCCUUAGCUACUUCGCUAUUAUCAAAUCCUGAAAUCUUGAUAUGCGAUGAACCAACAACAGGUCUUGAUAGUUAUAACGCGGUUCUCGUGGUAGAAGUCUUAAAGGCAUUGUCAAUAAGUGGAAAGAUAGUAAUCUGCUCAGUACAUCAACCUUCAUCAGAUCUCUUUAAGGAGUUCAAUUCCAUAUCAUUGAUGGCUGAAGGAAAAUUGCUGUUUCAUGGAUCACAAGAGGAUUGUAAAAAAACAUUUGAGAGACUCAACCUACGCUGUCCACAGAACUACAAUCCAGCGGAAUUUUAUAUGAAGGCCAUUUCCAUGGACUUGAGUAAUAAAAACUAUGGUCUGGAAACUAACCGUUGCGUGGAUGAAGACGAAACUGGUUCCGUAGCGGCGCAGCGAGACUUACACGGGUGUCGAAGGAACUGGUUCAGACAAGUGCAGCUCUUGUUAUGGCGGUCAUCACUCGUGUUCAAGGGCAACAUUAAGAACUACUUUUUUCAGCUAUUUCUAAAUACAGUAAUAUCUUCACUCAUUAUAAAUACAUGUUAUAUUGGUAUAUCUGGUACAACACAGAAAGGCGUCCAAGAUUUUAGAGGAUUUCUCUGGUUAAUUUGCUCUGAGGUUUCAUUCAGCGUCUCAUAUUCCGCUUUGUACGCUUUUGAGAGCGACCUAACUUUGUUUAAAAGAGAAGCAGGCAUCUAUACGGCAUCCAGCUUCUAUGUUAGCAGAUUUUUAACAUUAGUGCCUCGGUGUAUAAUAUGGCCCAUCGCGUAUGUCGCAAUCGCGACAUUAGCAGUGGAUCUGCCGAACCAUUUACUCACUGCGGUGAAAUUUACAGUUUCCCUUAUCGCAAUGGCCAUCGCUUCUACUGCUUAUGGCCUAGGCAUGGGAGCUCUUUUCAUUUCGACGGGUAUGAUGGGUGACGUGAUGCCCUGUGCAGACCUCCCUCUCUUUCUCAUGUCUGGUGCCUUCCUCCGGAUAUCAUCCCUCCCUCUCUGGCUUUAUCCGCUGAAGUACUUCUCGCAUUUUUAUUACGGAUUGGAUGCUCUCAGCAACGUUUACUGGCGUCAGAUUGACUGGAUUGAAUGUUCUUCAAAUACAACAUCUAUAUGUCUAAAUAACGGGGAGGCAGUGUUAUUAGAAAACGGAUACUCGAGUAAUUUUAUACUUCAGGAUACUUCUGGUUUAUUAUUUGUCACUAUUAUAUGGAGCCUUUUAGGAUAUUACGGUUUAAAAAGAGAAGAAAAUUUAGGAUAUGCUUAUUGAGUUACUUAUUUUUUUAUCCAUGUUCCGAAUCGGUAAUAAACGACUAAUUAAUUUCAAAUUAGAAUUUAUGAUACAGUAGACAGUAGUAGACAGUAACAGCCUGUUAAUGUCCCACUGCUGGGCUAAGGCUUCCUCUCCCUUUUGAGGAGAAGGCUUGGAGCUUAUUCCACCACGCUGCUCCAAUGCGGGUUGGUAGAAUUCAUAUGUGGCAGAAUUUCAGUGAAAUUAGACACAUGCAGGUUUCCUCACGAUGUUUUCCUUCACCGUAAAGCACGAGAUGUAUUAUAAUCACAAAUUAAGCACAUGAAAAUUCAGUGGUGCUUGCCCGGGUUUGAACCCACGAUCAUCGGUUAAGAUUCACGCGUUCUUACCACAGGGCCAUCUCCGCCUUAUGAUACAAAUUUAAUUAUUUUUUUUUUAUUCAAUUUAUAAGACAACACAAUCUUUAGAAAAAAGAUUUAUGUAGUUUUUUAUUUCAUUUUUAGGAAUGAGUUUGAGUACUUUUUUCAUUCAUAAUAGAGGCUACCGAAUGUAAAGGUUCCUAUCGGUUAGCGCUAUCCAGAACUGCUUGUAGUGCAUAGCAUAACAGAUAUAUUAGAAAAUGGCAUGGCAUAUGUAAUACAUAUAUUGUAGACCUCAAUUGUAAAGAAGAGUUAUCAUUAUUGUAUUAGAAAAAUAUUGUAAUAUGUUUUUAAUACAUUAGGUUUAAUAACGUUUGUUUAAUAAAUGAAUGGGAAAAAAUAAAACACGAAUCUGAGCAAAUUAAAAUGUUAAUUGUUAAUAACCAUAAAAUGAUACUUGUUUUUGUGUCCUGCUGACAAGUAAAUUAUUGUUGAAAUUUGUAUUGUUAAGGAACUGAAUACAUCUAUAUAAGAUCGUAUAUAAGAUUAUAGAACGUAUUGCAAAAAUCAAUAAUUCAGGAAUGGUUUUAUUCAUGUUAGAUGUAAUUAAAGUAAAUUGAAUGACUAUGUCAAUUUACUCAUUUACUAUGGAAAGUUUCGACCUUUUUGAAUAACAUUGUUAUAUAUUUUGUUCAAAUAAGUACGUUUCGUAAUCUGUGUGUGCUCAACCAUUCCACAGGACACUAUUCAUUAAUUGACUUAUAAUAAUUAUUAUAAUCAGUUUGCAAGCUUUUGUUUAACUUAACGCGGUGUGGGAGUGCUUCAAUUAUAAUUAUCUGGGUUGCAAGUGCAACUGUCUGCUUAAAGUUUUCCACUCAACCAGUUGAGCGAAAUUUUACCACACAAUUAUGGUGCCGCUGACAAUACAAACCAGUAUGUCUUAUUUUAAUUUUUGAAAUAAACGGUUAUUCUUGAUUUAGCUUAUAAUGUUUUUUAAAUUUACUUGACGUGUUUUCAUGUGCGGUUCAAAUUAAUCUCAAUCGAUCGAAUCUUCUGAUCGAAAACUGAACUAGUUUCAAGAUUCGAUCAAUUAAGCUGAAAUUUUGCACAAACUUUUGGCGAUAAUACGAGUAUCAAAUAGU
Messenger RNA from Nymphalis io (European peacock), 3375 nucleotides. RefSeq names its product protein brown-like. NCBI's taxonomy places the organism in Eukaryota, Metazoa, Arthropoda, Insecta, Lepidoptera, Nymphalidae. The transcript has 12 exons. Gene Ontology annotation, cellular component: membrane. The record is from RefSeq and is a predicted model, not a curated record. Bases 129 to 1892 code for a protein of 587 amino acids. Gene Ontology annotation, molecular function: ATP binding; ABC-type transporter activity; ATP hydrolysis activity.